UCACAUUUUAAUGCGUGAUGUUUCCGUUUUCCGCCAUUUUCCUGCGGUGCUUUACCGGGGGUUCCCCGCUGAAAAAAUAUUUUUUCGGGAAAGUUUAAAGGAAACAGUUACGACUCAUUAACAGAUCAUCACUCUCUUUUUUACAAGUGGGCGCUCAUUUUUUUAUAUUUUUUUUAUGAGUCGUAUGUAAAGGAAACUGUUAUAUUUGUGCAAAUAGCACACAUUCUUUUAAUCAGUUUUGGGUGGUACUAUUUCUAAAGCUGUAUAACUUAGUUUAACACCUAACUGUUAUUGUAUUAUUCACCCUACCAAGUUAUGAAGUGUACUAUUUUACAAUGUUCGUCUUGUAUAUAUAGUUGCCAAUGUAAACCUUCAGGGCAAACUGCAAAGUAUGAAGUGUUUAUUGAAAGUUUUUCAUACUUUAUUUUGAUUCUUAUUCUUUUAUUUUCAACGACAUGGCUUUACAGUUGGAGUGUUACAAAUAAUGAUGUAGAUACUAUCAAUUAUUUCUUUUAUGAGCAGUUGGGGUCCUGGUUUAAUUGGUAUAUAUUAAUACUUUCCAUCAGUGUACUAAUAGUGGCAUACCUUCUUACACUGUUUAUUUCUGGCUUAUUGUCUGUUCUGUUAAAUCCCCACCGUUCUCUCCACAUGAGUUUGUUUCAUAAAAUAGUUGUGUGUAUUACCUCUGGUCUAGGAAUUGCUGGUUACGUAUUGCUAUUUAUGUUUUGGUCUCAACUACUAGAUCAAGUGGCAGUAUCACUUACUAUAAUUGGUUGGUUUAUUCAAAUCAGUGUACUACUCCUGUGGGUUUGUUCAUUUUUUAUCUUACAGAACAUUGCAAAACUUUAUCAUAACAAACUAACACGAAGUAUUCUUGCUGUUGCUUACUUCAGUAUAUUUAUUUUUCUUUGUCUUUCUCCUUUACUUAUUAAAUCACCUUGUAUCGGUAACCAUGCUCUACAAAGCCACAAGCCUGUGUUAUUCGGCCACAGAGGGUCUCCUACAGAAGCGCCAGAAAAUACAAUACUAAGCUUUAAAAAGGCCGCAAAAAAUCAAGUUUAUGGUUUUGAGUCAGAUGUCCGAAUUUCCUUGGAUGGUGUCCCUUUUUUGAUGCAUGACCCGACAUUACAACGAACCACAAAUGUGAAAGACAUAUUUCCUACAAGAAAACACCAUGAUGCAGAAACAUUUACAUGGAAAGAUCUUCAGCAACUCAAUGCUGGCCAGUGGUAUCUGCAUGACAACCCAUACCUUAGUAAUGGAGCAUUAAAUAAAUCCGACAAAGAAGAAAUUUCGCUGCAAAAAAUUCCGUUGCUGGUCGAAUUGGCUCAAUUGGCAACCAUGCACAACACAAGCAUAAUGUUUGAUUUGUUCAAACCACCUAAAGAUCAUCCACAUCAUGGUGAUUAUGUUAAUAUAACAUUACAAUCACUUCUCACAUCAGGAAUUAACCAAACACAAGUGUUCUGGAUAUACAGUGAACAACAAGACCUGGUUAACAAAAUAGCUCCAAACUUCAAAUUGGUCUCUAGAACCUAUUUCAAAAAUUUAUCAUCUUUUGGAUUUGAUGCAAUUAACAUGGAAUUUCCAUACAUUAAUAAAUCUAUGACAGAUGAAGUACAAGUUAUUGCUUACACCAUAAACGACUAUUGGGCUUAUAGUUGGACGUGGUGUACUGGAGCUUGGGCUGUCACAACAGACUUUAGCAAUCGCUUUUUACAUGUUAACCAACCAUGCUGGUAUUUAACACAGACACAAUACACCGCAAUAUGGUUGUCAAUAGAUGCAGUCUGUGUUAUGAUCAUUUUGAUAUCAGGUUACUUUAUGUAUAGAAAUUAUAAAAAGACCAGUCACAAGAUGUUUAAUAAUUCUUCUGGUCAAUUAUACAGUGGUACGUACAACCGUGAUAUUGAGGGUAUGGAACUACAUACUGGUACUUUUGGUCAAUAAAAGGGAUACAACACAAACUUGUCACACUAAACAUUUUUUUACAAAAAUUGUGACAGCGCCGAUGUUUAAUUAACAUGAUGAUAUGCAUAAUGAUUUUUAAUGGCUUUUUAUCUCACUUUACUUUUUAAGUAAACAAGGCGCAUGAGUUCUUCACAACAACUUUAAAGCCUCACCAAAUCAAAAAAGUUGAAGAGUGUUGUACUUUGUUACUGCAAUUUUUUGAAAAAGAUCAGAUAUAAUGUGCAGUAUAUUAUCCUGGAGUAAUUCAUAUGAUUUAGUUGAAUUUGUUUUUUUUCAUAUUUAUUGUGUUUAAUUUUGUCACAGAAUAAAAUCAAAGCAAAAUUA
This is a messenger RNA of Ciona intestinalis (vase tunicate), 2295 nucleotides long. Its product is annotated as glycerophosphodiester phosphodiesterase domain-containing protein 5-like. The record is from RefSeq and is a predicted model, not a curated record. NCBI's taxonomy places the organism in Eukaryota, Metazoa, Chordata, Ascidiacea, Phlebobranchia, Cionidae. Gene Ontology annotation, molecular function: phosphoric diester hydrolase activity. Gene Ontology annotation, biological process: lipid metabolic process.